AGCUGUUGCAGUUACUAGAUUGUUAGAUGAUAGCUGUUGUUUCAUUUGCCACCAUUGCUAUUCAGUACCGGCACCGAUACUAGAUAAUUACUGCUAUCACAUCACCUCGGAGUAACGUCAAGUUAUACGCUAGACUGUUGAAUUACAAUAUUGAUAUUCGUCGUGGAGUCUACGAAUCGUAUUCUGAUUUUCAUGACGCUGUCUAUGGUAUUUUUCACUAUCAACACAAGUGACAGCUUUCUCACUAAUUUUUGAGUGAGGCACAAAAAAACUUUACAUCUGCAGACAUGCCAAAAAAAAGUAAUCCAACUACCAUCAGUAACAAGAUGGAUUCUGAUGAGUGUGAACAGCCAUCAAUGAAUCAACUCAGUAGGGAUGAUGACAUAUUUCCUUUGGAUGAUGGAAUGCCCAAAGACACUGAAAAUUCAGAAUUACAAGACUCUAAAGUAAUUGUAUCAAAAAGUAGUGGGAAAAGGUCGUUCAGAAAUCUUUCUAUGGACAUUGUACUACCAGACCUUCCCUUGAAUGACGAUGAGAGUGAACUUAUUGACCAAGAAAAAGCUUUAAGUGAGCUAACAAAUGCUCCUAGUACAUCUACCCCAACAACAGAGAUACCAUCAACACAUAGCCCUGUAGUUUCAACACUAGAAAUGCAAGAGCAUGUGUCACGCUGUGUUCAGCUGAAUACAGAAAAUAAAAUUAACACCAAGAACGCAUUCGGUUUACAACUUAUUGAUUACAUGCCUCCAAUCCUAGCAAAGCAAAGUGGAACCAAUUUUACUGCUGCAGCUUGUCAGUUGGAUGCUGGAGCAAAGAUAUAUGCUUAUAGAGUUGAUGCUGUGCAUAAGGACGUUAUGAAGCUUGUGGAAACUUGUAUGUUUGCUGAGAGGGACCCGAAUAGCAAGAAAAGUAAGAUAGAUGAUGAGGAUGACAGCACUGAAGAAGGUAUACCUGGUACAUCCAGCAAUGCAGAAAAACAAAAAAAGAAAAAGACAAAGAAAAAGGUUAUCGCCACUGCCGAUCAGAUUACCCGAAAACCAAAGGAGAAAGAUCCAAGAGAAAUGUUUGUGAAAAUGGAAGCCAUUCCAGGCAACAUCUUAAAUAAAGCAAAACAUGAUUCCAAGGAUCUCUCUUUGACAUUGGACAGGCAUGUUCCAUUUUGGAACAAUAUGCAACAAUAUACUCCAACAAAGGCUACUGGAACAUGUUCAAUCCCAGACAUCACAGUGAACAAGAAUCGUACACUUGGAUCUGCAUUAGAAGUAGACUACGAUAGAAUGUCAUCAUCAACAUCGCAGUCACACUGUGAUAAUGAAGAUUGGAAUACUGAGCCGGAUGAGCCAGUGGAUUUUGAUAACAAAAGUGAGGAGGAAGGUCUCAAAGAGACCUUAAAUCACACUGAAGAAGAUGCUCGAAUGAGAGAUGUUGAAGUUAUGUUUCGUGCUAAAUGUAAAAUGGAGGAAGAGAAGGUGAGUCCACCAUCACAGUUGGAUGUUAUGAAAGCAUUAUUUCAUAAAUCGGAGGAUAGUGAAUAUGAUUACCUCAUAAAUGAUAACUCACAUUAUUGGGCAGGACCAAUGUACUGGAAACGUGCUCCUGGCUUAAAACCUGCAGCCAAUAAAAAGAAAGGGUUGCGUAAAAAAAAGGAACCGUCUGAAAUAAAUUAUGAGAACAGCCCUGCUCAGUCAGUCCUGGGCAAAGCACCCAGACGAAAAAGAAACAUGCUAACUAAAUCUACAAUGAGUAAAUGGUCCAAUAGUAAGGUUACUUUACCUAUUGAUGAUCAUUUAAAGCCAAGAGUGAUACAAACCUUGUUCAACAUGGACAUCUCUCCACAAAUAUUACCAAAUGCACCCAAAGAAGAUGAAGAAAAUGAUCUAAAUGGCCAAGAAAAUGAUCAUAGCUUACCAGCUGAUGAGCAGGAUGAAGGUGCUAUCAAUGAUGACGGAAAUGAGAUUGAAGCACAAAUUGAUUUCAAUAUAAUGCGACUAGAGAACAUCAAGGUAGAAGAAGAAGAAGAAGAAUGUCUAUCAACUCUUGCUGGGCCUUCUUCAAGUGCAAGACCUUCACAUUCCUCGCCCUCCAAAAAUUCAAGUGGGGCGUUUGAAGGUGAUAACCUUGUACCUAUGGUGAAAACGGUUAAAUUUGACCCUAUCAAAUAUGUGGUAAGACCGAACAGGGUUGAUAUGCAGCACUUGAAGAGUGUUAUGCUAAAUAUUAUUCUUGAAGCCAUGGAGGAUCAGGUGCAAUCUGAUCUUUUAACACAUACUGGCUUAAUGAAGAAACAUCCAGAGGUCGCAUGUUUGGACAACAUAAAUACAAAUAUUGCUAGUGAUCUGAUUGAUCUUAGUGAAAAUACGCCUCCAAGUAAAGAAGGAACAUCUAGUCAAGGAGUUAUGUUAAAAGAUGUGUACUCCAAACUGUGUAACACAGAUGCACUUCACUACCGUACCAGAGAAGACCUCAGUUUUGCCAUGGCUUUCCAGUGCCUCCUCAUUCUCACCAAUGAAAAUGAAUUUUCACUGGUUAAUUCAGAAGAUGGUGACGUUGUUAUUAGCCGCAGCUCUGUAGAGGCAUCAAGCAGUCAAGAAGAUUGAGAAGCCUGAGUUCUAAAUCAGACUGAAGCAUCAAGCAGUCAAGAAGAUUGAGAAGCCUGAGUUCUAAAUCAGACUGAAGUAAUAUAUAUGUUACCCAUUUUUUUAGUUAUGUUAAUGUUGUAUAUUCUUAAUUUUGUACGAAAAAUAUUGUUGCUUUAUUUUAAGUGUAGGGCUUUUAUGUCUUAAAGUACUGUAUGUAUUAAGUGUAGGUCAUAUAAAGAAGAACUGGUCUUAUAACAGUCUUAUAUAUUCUUAAUUUUGUUUUGUAAGACAGUAAUUUUGAUUUUAAAAUAUUAUUUAAUGCGUACAUGCUUCUAUUUGCCAAAUUUAUUCUAUUUUGGAUUUCUAUUAGUUCAUUACUCUUUGAAUUAACUAUUGCUCCGAGGUAUUUGAAUCUUUCAACCUGUUCGAAUUUAUAGUUCAGUAUUUCCAAAUCUUCUCUAUCAUUAUUUCCUCGCCUAAAAUAAAUCAACUUUGUCUUAGCGUC
This is a messenger RNA of Homalodisca vitripennis (glassy-winged sharpshooter), 3084 nucleotides long. RefSeq names its product condensin complex subunit 2-like. Gene Ontology annotation, biological process: mitotic chromosome condensation. Lineage: Eukaryota; Metazoa; Arthropoda; Insecta; Hemiptera; Cicadellidae. The record is from RefSeq and is a predicted model, not a curated record. Gene Ontology annotation, cellular component: condensin complex. The coding region runs from base 288 to 2597 and encodes 769 amino acids. Gene Ontology annotation, molecular function: chromatin binding. The transcript is spliced from 19 exons.